CGCGCUGUGCGAGAGAGAGAGAGAGGGCGCGAGGAGAGAGAAAUGCAGGGUUUCGGUUCCUCUCUCCUCCAUGCUUCUUCCACUCCUGGAUCCCACGAUCCCUUUGCUCGCGAUCGCUAAUUGGUUUUGUUGUAGGUGAUUUUGCAAAAUUAUAUCAGAUCUGAGACUGGAUAUAGAGAUCAUAUCCAUUUCUUACUUUUUUGUUUAUACUAUACAUUGGCUUGGUUGCCUAAAUUUGUCAUUGCAUCAACCGUCACAAUGUGGGGUUUUGCAUCAAAUGCCAUUGCUGGUAGUUUAGGCCCAAAGAAGACCUACCAAAAAUCAAGCACAUCCAAUCUUGAUUGCUCAGAUGAUGAUGUUUCUUCAUGCACCAGCAGAGAAGAAGGUCUGGAUUGUCCAAUAUGCUGGGAAUCAUUUAAUAUUGUCGAGAAUGUGCCCUAUGUUUUGUGGUGUGGCCAUACCUUGUGCAAGAAUUGCAUCUUCGGACUUCAGUGGGCUGUUGUUAAAUUUCCAACUGUACCAAUCCAAUUGCCUUUCUUCAUCUCCUGCCCAUGGUGCAAUCUUCUGUCAUUUCGGCUGGUUUACAAGGGUAAUCUCACAUUUCCUCGCAAAAACUACUUCCUACUCUGGAUGGUAGAGAGCAUGAAUGGCAAUAGGGUGAAGUCUCAGUCCUCAAUCUGUGGGGAGCACCAUCCUGUCUGCCCUUCAAGUAAUGGUUACCGCCAUCACAGCGCACAAAGAGCUCCAAAUAUGCAUGCAGAACACUCCUAUGCUUAUCAGAAUCAUGCUAGCCUUGUUGGUAACUACUUCAGUUCAGAGAGGAUCCAUGCUUCCCUACGUAAAUCACUCGCUUUCUGUAUUCACAUAACUGCUAAGUUCCCACUUGUAAUCAUCUUGCUUCUCAUUGUCCUAUAUGCCAUCCCUGCUAGUGCUGCCAUUUUAGCCUUGUACAUCCUUGUCACUCUCCUGUUUGCAUUACCAUCCUUUUUGAUACUAUAUUUUGCAUUUCCUAGUUUGGAUUGGCUUGUCAGAGAGAUCUUCACUUAAGAGGCUUUUCCUUCCAUCCAAACCAGGGCUAGAGAUUGACAGGGUUAUUAGCCAGUGAAGCACAUGAAUUAUGUUCAUUGUCAUGCAGUUUUCCUCUGCAGUGAUGUACAAAAUAGUCAUCUGGUGCAUGGUCUGGUGCUCCAUGUAUGUUGUUUUGGUUCCCAUAGAUCAGUUGGAGCUUGGUGAGUAAUGCAUGUCAUUCAAGGUGUUGGCAUCAUGUUUGACCGAGAGAUCAGUUACCUUUUUUUCCACCUUUGGGAGGCAAAUGUGGUGAUCCUGAUGGAAAAAGCCCUUAAAUCAUUUCUGUUCGGUUAUUGGGCUAUUGUGCAUAACAGUGCUUUCUGAAGUCAUGGUUUGUGAUUGUUGCUUGUAUUGUUGGUGUAUGAUAUAUCUAGUUCCUUUUUGUAUGGCUA
Elaeis guineensis (African oil palm) is the source of this 1460-nucleotide messenger RNA. Lineage: Eukaryota; Viridiplantae; Streptophyta; Magnoliopsida; Arecales; Arecaceae. The record is from RefSeq and is a predicted model, not a curated record.